AAGCAGCAUAGUAGUUCUGACAUUACGUUUCAUUUCCUUGACAGAUAAUGCAAAGAUAUGCGAUAUUUUGAUAUUAACGCAUAAGUACAUACGAUUAAAAGUAUGCAAAUGUCGUGUGAUUUUAUUACGGUCCGCAUGAUGGACUGUUAAUGUCUCAGAAUCUGUCGAUUUUUGGCGGCUUCCGAGAGAAAUGGAUUUGUACAAAUCUUUUCUGAUAGAUUUCAUAGCAGGCGGUUUAUCCGCAACGAUUGCAAAGACAGCGGUUGCUCCUCUAGAAAGAGUGAAGUUGUUGCUGCAAGUACAGCAUACUUCGAAGCAGAUUAGACCUGAACAACGAUACAAGGGUAUGAUAGACGCGUUUGUACGUAUACCUCAGGAAACAGGAUUCCUUAGUUUCUACAGAGGCAAUCUUGCUAACGUUAUACGAUAUUUUCCGACUCAAGCGCUUAAUUUUGCAUUUAAAGAUAAAUUUAAGGCCUUCUUUCUGGGAGGAGUGCCGCCAGAUGCUUUCUGGCGACAGUUUGUUGGAAAUCUAGCUGCUGGCGGUGCUGCCGGUGCGACGUCGCUUUUAUUUGUGUAUCCGCUUGACCUUGCUCGCACCAGAUUAGCUGCUGAUGUCGGAAAAGGUGAGAAACGAGAAUUUAAAGGUAUAAACGACUGUAUAAUGAAGAUUUUUAAAUCGGACGGAUUUUUCGGACUUUAUCGUGGCUUCAACGUCAGCGUGCAAGGAAUCAUUAUAUAUCGUGCAACGUACUUCGGAUUUUAUGAUACUAUGAGGGGUAUGCUAUCCGACCCGAAGAGCACACCAUUGUACAUGAAUUUUAUAAUCGCCGAGAUAGUAACAACAUUGGCGGGCAUUGUGUCCUAUCCUUUCGAUACAGUUAGAAGACGAAUGAUGAUGCAAUCGGGACGAAGUAAGGCUGACAUAAUGUAUAAAAAUACACUCGAUUGUUGGAUAAAAAUAACAAAAAACGAAGGUACCGGAGCUUUCUUCAAAGGUGCAUUCUCCAACAUUCUUCGUGGCACCGGUGGUGCUCUCGUCUUAACGUUAUAUGAUACAAUUAAAGAUUCACUUGAGAAAGCAAUCUCAAAAGAUCAAAAACCUUAGAAAUUUAGUAAGUAUGCAGCAUUUUGU
This is a messenger RNA of Mycetomoellerius zeteki, 1135 nucleotides long. RefSeq names its product ADP,ATP carrier protein. Gene Ontology annotation, molecular function: ATP:ADP antiporter activity. NCBI's taxonomy places the organism in Eukaryota, Metazoa, Arthropoda, Insecta, Hymenoptera, Formicidae. The transcript has 4 exons. The record is from RefSeq and is a predicted model, not a curated record. Gene Ontology annotation, cellular component: mitochondrial inner membrane. The coding region runs from base 191 to 1108 and encodes 305 amino acids. Gene Ontology annotation, biological process: mitochondrial ADP transmembrane transport; mitochondrial ATP transmembrane transport; negative regulation of mitochondrial outer membrane permeabilization involved in apoptotic signaling pathway.